This is a messenger RNA of Amblyraja radiata (thorny skate), 4216 nucleotides long. RefSeq names its product forkhead box protein O1-like. Gene Ontology annotation, biological process: regulation of transcription by RNA polymerase II. The record is from RefSeq and is a predicted model, not a curated record. The transcript has 3 exons. Gene Ontology annotation, cellular component: nucleus. Lineage: Eukaryota; Metazoa; Chordata; Chondrichthyes; Rajiformes; Rajidae. The coding region runs from base 1389 to 3065 and encodes 558 amino acids. Gene Ontology annotation, molecular function: RNA polymerase II cis-regulatory region sequence-specific DNA binding; DNA-binding transcription factor activity, RNA polymerase II-specific.
CCCCCUCCUCCCCUCCUCCCAGCGUUUCAUCGAUGGCAAUGUUUACUAUACGUUGAAAGACGUCAAAAGCAGCGAGACGGGUCAAAACAGAGGGAAAGGUGGCAAGAAAUAAAAGGCGAUGCGUGGGAUGUGGAGAGGGAUCGAAACAUUCUCCUAAGACGGACAUCCCGCGGCUUGCGGAGGGUGGAAUCCGAUGAAGUUUGACGGCGGCGCCGGCCGAGGCUGCAGUGACGGCGGCCAAGGCGCCCGACGAGCCGCUCGGAGGAGCUCGCAGUCCAGUUGAAGGCACAGGUUGGAUCAGCGGCGCCUUCGCAUUCCCCCAUCCCUCCUCUUGGACAAUAUGGUAGCUUGGAGUGGAGGCGCCUUGUGGCCGGGGCCUGCAACCGGAGGCCGACUGGGACCGACUGAGUGAGAGAAGGAAGGAGAAGCUUUGGAGACUCCGCUACCUCAGUAGCUACUUGAGGACUCCAGAAGGUUUUGCACGCUUGCACCUCUUGAACAAAGAUUGCUUACCGACGAAAAGGUUUAUGCAGAUCGCCCCUUCCCCGUCGUUUUUGUUUUAAUCGUGUACACCACAUUAUAGUUAACGUGACAAGAGUGCGUACACAAACCGGCACCAGACUUUCAUUUUCACAGUCGCUCUUUUACACUGCCUUUUAACGUCAGCUAAUAGAAGACUCUUGUUUGCGACACGUCCUAACUGGUUGCAAAGCAACGUUUGAGUUUUUUCUUGGGGAGAGAAGAAGAAAACAAAGCAUCUCAUAAUUCAAAAUUAACUGCAGUUCUAAGUAAUUUGAAAGGAAAUUGUGAGCCAUAAUUCUCCUUGCAAUGUCUUUUCAUAUUACGUUAUCAUCGAAAGUCACGGAGUUUGGCGCAUAAAAUGUAAAAGUAAUUUUAUGAGCAUUGCUUUUAGCGUUUCUAAACAAUUUUAAACUGGUUUAAACCUCUGCAGUAUUACGCAAUUAAAAAAAAUCAAAUCAAAUUCAAAUCAGAUUCUGAAUGAUGGGGAAAAUGAAAAGUGUUUAAAUGCAAUUAUGCUUUGAAGCCAGAGUAUGCAAAUAUUGGAAAAAACUUGUCAGAACAUAUUGCAGUGGAGUUAAUUACGUUGCGUUUAAUUAUAUGGAACUGACCUUGGUUUGAAAUCAAAGUAAUAAUUGCUGAAAAAUAUCAGUAUAUCUGAAUAGGUGUUUGUUAUAUCUUCCUUGAUUUUACAAAUAACUGGAACAACAUCAGUAGGAUGCAAGUUAUCUUUUAUUGAAGAUGUGGAAAGAUUUGUAUGUAAAGGCAUUUACAUGUAUUUUGUGAAACAGAAGUCACAGAUUUUUAUUUGAGGAAAGAUAGGAGCCAUCCGUGUUUGAAACUUUGGUUGAUAAAAGAUUUUACAAAAGAUGGCUGAAGAACCAACGCAGGCUGAGAUUGAUCCUGACUUUGAACCAAAAAGUCGUCCUAGAUCCUGCACCUGGCCUCUACCAAGACCAGAAUUGACAACUGUGAAGCAGGAGGAUUCUGCCACAGGAACUCCCACUGAAGAAGAAAAGCAGGAUGUGUCUGAUGCAAGUGCUAUAAAAUCAGAGAGUGAAGUUGGUCUGAAUGCAGAGGCUGGUUUGCAAAGUGGUGCAGCAAAUGCUCAGCGGAAGAGUUCCUCGAGAAGAAAUGCAUGGGGCCAUCAAUCAUAUGCAGACCUAAUCACCAAAGCUAUUGAGAGCUCUCCUGGCAAGAGGUUGACACUGUCUCAGAUCUAUGAUUGGAUGGUCAAAUCUGUGCCUUAUUUCAAGGACAAAGGCGACAGCAACAGUUCAGCUGGGUGGAAGAAUUCCAUUCGACACAAUCUUUCUCUGCACAGCAAAUUCAUCCGAGUCCACAAUGAAGCUACCGGGAAGAGCUCGUGGUGGAUACUCAAUCCUGAAGGUGGCAAAAGUGGAAAAUCGCCCAGGCGAAGAGCAGCGUCAAUGGACAAUAAUAGCAAGCUUGUCAAGAGCAAAGGAAGAGCUGCCCGGAAAAAGGCUGCCCUUCAAGCAGCUCAGGAGGGAAAUGCUGAUAGUCCAAGUUCACAAAUUUCCAAAUGGCCCGGCAGUCCUUCCUCGCGCAACAAUGAGGAUUCUGAGACUUGGACCAGUUUUAGACCAAGAACAAGCUCUAAUGCCAGUACGUUAAGUACUGGACAUUUGUCCCCCAUAAUGCCAGAACAGGAGGACGUGGAAGAUGAACUUCAUUCUGCACUUGUCUAUCCCAGCUCUUCGAGCAAGCUGCCAUCAACGCUCACUGAAAAUAUAAUUGAAGAACUUGAACUCAUUGAUAGUUUAAACCUCAUGUCAGCAUCAUCUGCAUUGUUGCCAACUCCACAAUCAUUAUCCACUGGAUUGAUGCAAGACUCAACCUAUGCAUUUAGAUCACAAAAUUCUGUCUCUGGAUCAAAGGCUUCCACCUAUGGAAACUCUUUCUAUGAUCCAUCAGAACUGACAUCUGUGCAAAGCCACUUUAGUGUACCCGCAACUCUUGAAGCUCUCCUGACUUCUGAUUCACCGACUCAUACUGAUGUGAUGAUGAGCCAAGUUGACCCUGUAAUGCCACAGACAGGAGGUCGACUAACCAGUGAAAAUUUGAUGCUGUUGAACAUCGGGUCUCUCAGCAGUCCAUCUGCAGAGUCGAAAGUUAAUCAGCCCAGCCAACAAGAAAAAUCUGCAGGAUCACCAGCCACUUCUAUUAAUGCUAAUACUUUACCUCAUACGUUGAGUAUGUUGGGACCACCAUCUGACGCAAACCACAUGCCCACUUUGAAGGCUCAGCUCCAGUGCCCAGUAAGCCAGGCUUUGCAAAUUGGUUUGCCGUCCACUGUCAACUCGAACAGCAACUCUUCAGGAGGAGUUAAUAUGAAUCAUGAGAAUUUCCCCCGAGAUCUUGAUUUGGAUAUGUUCAUGGAAAGUCUUGACUGCGAUGUGGAUUACAUAAUUGAUCAUGACCUCAUGGAUGAUGAAGGACUUGAUUUCAACUUGGAUCCGAUUGCCACUAACCCAUCUUAUCCCAGCACUUCACAGUCAUCUUCUCGUAGCUGGGUGCCAAGUUAAUUUCCAAUGAAUGUGUUGCCGCAGGUUUGUUGUUUGUCAGCUGUGGCAGUCAGCUCCCCUCACAAAGAAGUUUUAUUCAAAACUCAUCCAGGAGUCGAGCAUCUGUUCCUGUUUGGCAAUAUUCUGACAAAAUCGUCGAGGAAGACAUUUUCUUUCUUGCUUGAAACCCAUCCAAAAUAAUUUUCUGGUGCAAUUCUAUUAUGUCAUUGUGCCAACAUAGUCCAUUUGAAAAUACUUAUAACAUUACAAAGAAUUUCUCGGAAGGAAUUGCACACACAGAUGGGGAUGUUUAUUUUUAUCCUGUUCUCUCCUGCCCUUUUGGUGCAAUGAUCCGUGAUAAUGAAAAUAGUGCAAAUAUGUAGAAACCUAACAGUUGAGUAAAUGUGAUACUCAAAACAUUUUUUUAAAGCACAUAACAUUAAAAAAAAACCUAAUAUGUAACAAAGCUUUCCUCUUUUAGAGCUUGUGUUGAAACACUACAUGAAAGAAGUCAUUCAAACCAGAUUUUGAAGAGCACCCCUUAAAAUAACUUUGCCAUACAACAUGAAAAAUAUUAAUUGAUCUCAAUAGCGUUGUGGUGGUGGACUGAUGAAGUGAAAUAUCACAUUGAAGUACAGAGGCUGCAGUCUGAGGAUUUCCACCUUUCUUUCUCUCUGACACCUUGGAUUGCAUUCAGCAUACAUGUUGUGUUCAGCUCCAAUUGAGAAAAGUCAGAACUGUUGUAAAUAGUGAUUGAAAUAGAAAGAAGUGUACAAAUGUUUUCCAGUAAGACUGGUGACCUAAAUUCCUUUUGGAAUAGAUUAUAAUCUAUACAGUCUAUUUCAGCAUCACCAAGUCAUUCGAACCAAUCCAUAAUAUACACUCAUACCUAAUUCUGUAAAUUAGUAUUAUACAUUUAAAAAACAACAACAAAACCAUCAGUUUAAAGCUAUUGUACAAUUUAAUUUUAGUCUGCUUCAUAUGGAUGCUUUGAUUCUAGCAAAUAAAAUGUUUAUUUCCCCCCCACCCCCAUUUUUGCCUCGCCAAUCCCAUUCCACUUUUGCAAAUUGAAUUUAAAGUUAAAUGUUUAGUGAAUUUUGGAAUUCUGUCUCAUAGCCUGUGGCUCGUUCUUUGAGAGAGGGAGAUUGGUUUCAUCAUGUAAUAUUGCUCAA